AUGACUUCAGCCUCCUACAAGAAUACUUUUAUAUACCAGCAGGUUGAUGCUUUUGAAGGCCAGCUCAGGGAACUCACAAACUCAAUUCAGCAGUAUGAGCCAAGCGUUGAGGUUGCUGCCAAACUGGUAGCCACUAUGGACACGAUUAACCAAGAAUUAACCCAGCUUGAAAGACUGCAUGAAUUAAAGCGAAACCAAGUAUUUGAACAGAGCAAAGAAAAUCUACGACUGAACGAUGGAAUGAGAAAUAUACUCACAUCACUGAUAGAAUGUCGAAAGGAUUUAAAUGAUUUACCCAAGCUAAGUACUCAUGAGCAAUUGCAGCUGGAGGAUUCGGCGGAAACCCGGAAACCGAAGCUGAAUGCCGUAAAGGAACUUGUGGCAUAUGCCAUGAAACUCGCUAAAUUUUCCAAAAUUCCGCGCACAUUUGAUGGUUUCCUCUUGCCAAAUAACUUUAUCUGGCCCGGUGAUGACAAUAUGAGACGAGGAAUGCUCGCGACAGCGUCUCUAAUGCCAGAGAAAAUCGUGAGGCACGAAAAUGGUGAACCUGAUGACGAAGAUGAUAUCCAAAUGAAAGAUACUGAGGAAACACAGAAACAAGCAGUUGAAGACGAUGAUGAAUUUGUCCCUGAACGUCGACGCGGCCGCAAUUAUGGCUGGCAUUGAUCUUUUCGAUGAAAGUGACGACGAUUGAGCCUUCAGUCGGCUUUCUUAUUCUCCAAGUAAGAGCGCACAUCUUUUUCGAUAUUUGCCAACGCAGAGUGAACAGCGUCAAUUUCCUCUUUGUCGACAGCAGCAUUCUCGUUAGCUUUGACCCAGUCGUCAACCUCUUUGGCCAAUUUGUCAUAAUUAUCCUUUAUUUCCUGGAUAUCAGGAACCACGACAUUUUCAACUUGCAGCUCUUCCUGGUUGUCGAAUUCUGGUAAUUUGCGCACGAUGUCUUGGAGAUCGGUGGCCGAAUUGUAAUGUUCUCUAAGCCGAGCAAGCGAAACAUUUUUGUCCUGGAUUUUUGUAGACUUGAUUGGUUGCAAAUGGUAACUUUGUAAUUUCUUGGAAGCUUGCUUUCCCAAAGGACUAUCGAAGAAAACAAUGGUUGCAACACAACUAAUGUGGACCCAAAAAUAGCAUGUUUUCCACAAGUUGAAAGAGGGAACAAAUCUCAAAAUCAUAAAUGGUUGCACAAUGUAUCCAAACGCUGACUGAGUAACAAACCAGCCAAUUAUGUCAUACAGGAAUUUGUACUUUGACACAUUAGAGCCAUCUUUAGAACAGAAAAGAGGACGCAAGUUUCUGCGGAAGAUUUUGCCGACUGUUUGCAUGAACGCGCCGAUGAUGAAGGUCAUAUAGUAUCCAGGCAUUGUUCCGUGCCAGAAAGCAGAUGUAAAGAACGUAAGGAAGGUCGGUAGCAUUCCGGGUUUCAAUUGACCGCUUUUGGGGUCUCGUUUGCAUGUCCUGAGAUAAAUAUAAUUCUUUAACCAUUUGUUCGUAUUCAUGUUCCAUGCCUCGAGACAGUCGUGAACAUUCUGACCAGUUUCGAAAGCAUACGGAUCAAUGUUUUGAACUCUGUUCCAAUACAUCUUGCCAGUCUUGGGGUCAUACCCAUUGUAGCCCAGACCUGCAACAAUACAGCCAGCUUCACUAAUGGACCAAACAGAAUAGUAUUUCAUCCUGUGGACAAUGCCCAAGAUCCAUAAGAAGAUGAUUUUGUAGAGAAUUGAAUGUUGGGUAAAUUCAAAAGACAAGGCAUAAUCCAACGUAAUUAUUGGUUUGACGUAGAUCCACAAAAUGGCCCAGAAAGCGCCCUGUGCGACUCUCCUCAAGGCAACACGUCCACUGCGCGGAAUUUUGCGUUUGGAAAAACGUCCUGGUCUUUUCUCAAGAGGAACAUCAUUGAAAAUAUCGGUCAGAAUGAAUUUCUCGUAGUCGCUAUAGUCAAAAGAAGGACCAGUCACCAGAGAUCCAUAGAAAAACACGUAUCCAAGGUAGUAAAGAAUUGGUGGGUAUUUCAGAAUUGCUCUAGAUUUCUGGUAUGUGUUGAGGUGAUUGAACUUGUCGAUGUCUUUGUGAUAGAGUCGACCGUCGCUAACAGACCAUCCGAAGGAGCUGAGCUUCAUAACCAAAACCAUCUGGGCUCCAGUAAUGUCGAUCACCGAUGGAUCAUAAUCGGGAGCGAAAAACUGCGCUUUCAGAUGGUUCACGCAGAGAAAAAGCAUCAACGCAAUCAAAUUGACCCACGGCAUAAGUCUUGACUUGUAAUACUUAACGAGGACGAAUGUGAACAACGCAUUAAACAGAAGCACAAAAAAACCUGACCAAAUCUCAAGUAUGAGAAAGAUAUACACGGCACUGACCGCUAUAAUGUAAUAAUUCUUGAAGUGUAUUUUUUGAUCUGGAAUUCGUUUGAAGAUCGCACUUAGAGGAAACGACAAAAAUAGGCACGUCAGGAUCUUACAUGAUCCUUCGUCAAGCCCGGACAAACCCGAAAACUUGGCAAUUGCCAAUUGGAAAGGAUUGUACAUUGAGC
Ogataea polymorpha is the source of this 2524-nucleotide messenger RNA. RefSeq lists its product as uncharacterized. Gene Ontology annotation, cellular component: mediator complex. Gene Ontology annotation, biological process: regulation of transcription by RNA polymerase II. Gene Ontology annotation, molecular function: transcription coregulator activity. Lineage: Eukaryota; Fungi; Ascomycota; Pichiomycetes; Pichiales; Pichiaceae. The coding region runs from base 1 to 666 and encodes 221 amino acids. The transcript has 2 exons. The record is from RefSeq and is a predicted model, not a curated record.